CUAUAAAUAGGCGUGUUAUCAGAAAUAGGUUUUAGUUGUUGCAUGUAGCCUACUACCAUGAUGUCUCGGGUUGUGUGUAUCGGACUGGGUCUCUUGGUUGUGUUAGGCUUCUUCGAAGUUGAUGCAGCUCCUCAUCACGGUGGUGGUAGCUUCAGCCAAGCCAGUGCUCAAUCAUCAAGCGGCGGCUUCGGCGGAGGUCCCGGUUUUGGCGGCCCUUCUGCCCGUGGCCCUAGCAUAGGAGGUCCUGGCUUUGGAGGCCCAGGCUUUGGCGGCCCUUCUGCCCGAGGGUACAACUCUGGUGGUCCAGGAUUUGGUGGCCCCCCUGCCAAUUACGGACGCCCUGGCUUCGGUGGCUCUGGUGGAAGUGGACCUACUAUCAAUAUCUCGAAGAGUGUCAGCAUCAGCACAGGCGGUGGUAGUUCUCAAUCGCAAGCCAGCUCGGCUGCAAGAUCCGGUUGAAAGUGAUUUUAAGACUUUAUAAAAUACUGUUCUUGUGAUUUUUUAUUGAUUGAAUAAUGUUAAUAGUUAUGUUAAUAGAAUAGUUUUGGUUAAUAAAGCUGGAAAAUUGAAGUCAUAUUAUAAUAAAAU
Messenger RNA from Ostrinia furnacalis (Asian corn borer), 588 nucleotides. RefSeq names its product keratin, type II cytoskeletal 68 kDa, component IB-like. The record is from RefSeq and is a predicted model, not a curated record. Bases 58 to 459 code for a protein of 133 amino acids. The transcript is spliced from 2 exons. NCBI's taxonomy places the organism in Eukaryota, Metazoa, Arthropoda, Insecta, Lepidoptera, Crambidae.